AUGCCGGCCUCUUCCAUCUUUUCGUCCAAGAAGUCUGCAUUCGCAUAUCAUCGUUAUCAAGGCAAUUUCAUGCCAGAUGGACAGAUCCUGCGCGACGAAGUGCACAAAAGUUUCUCUCCGAAGCACAGCAACUCUAUGUCAGCUCCCGGCGCCGAAGACGGGGGCGGUCCAAAUGCCCCACUCACCGCCGAGCCGGCCGGCGGUCGGGUAUGGCAAGCCUGCCUCGCGUGCCGGCGAAAGAAGAUCAAGUGCGAUGGUAAACAACCUUGUCACAACUGCAACUCCCGAGACAAGACUUGCGAGUUUCCUGGAACCAAAGACAAUGCAUCAGCAAGCCGAUAUUAUACCACGUCUUUCGAGGCGCGCUGCCAGCACAUGGACUCUCUAUGUGAAAGACUAGAGACUCUUAUAAGCCACUUGUCGCGAUCCCUGGAGGCCAUGCAUCGGCCACCCGGGACCGGUCCCGUCGCAAGCCAAAGUGAGGACCUGAUGAUAGCUGCUCAAGCACUGCCCAAUCUUCAAGAGUCGGUAGCAGGGCUUCGAACCAUCCCUAAUGUGCAUGACACCGGGACAAUUUUGGACGGCAACAUGGAUCCAACCCGACCGGCGGCUCCGCUGCGCGUCCGCCAAUCCUAUGUCAACGACGAGUUGCAAGACUCGUCUGCCAGCGAAGAUUCCGACACGAACGAUGAUGAUCGUCAAGAUGGAAAUGCGGAGGAACGGGACGAUGAGCACGUCGGCCAGGCUGGUGCCUUGGUCAGGUUCAUUGGCGGAGCCACUCACAACUUACUGAUUGAGGCUGCAAAGAGUCUGCUGCCUGCUGACUCCACAACAACUCCUUCAUCCACGGGGGCGAGCCAAAGUGCACUGAGCACCGAGGAUCUCGAGCUUCCCCUUUUUGUCCGCGGGAAAGUGUGGCCUGAACUGCCCUUCAUACCAAAACCAGAAGAUCUUCCGCGGCCUCCGCAAUAUAUUUCAGAUCUCCUUAUUGGUCUCUACUUUGACAAACUUCACUACACCUUCCCUGUUCUCUUCAGACCUCACUUCAUGAGGCGGAUUACAUCAAUCUGUCUCGGUCGCCCGAUGGCUGUACAAGAUGAUGACUGUGACUGCGAGUUGCCUCUCGACAAGAAAGAUGAAGACUUUGAACCGCAAAACAUGAAAUCAAAACUACAUCACCCACCCAAGGCUACCACCCCAUCCGAUGGGCCAUGUAUUAUGAGCGGGUUUCUGGCACUUGCCCGCCUCUCCCGACUGGCUGGCAAGAUCCAACACCUUAACUCACCCUUAACCCUACGCAAACUUACAUCUGCGGACUCUGACAAGACGCAAAGAUUUCUUUCUCGUGUUGAUACCUACGACCAGGCCCUGCGAAACUGGCUGGCAAGCCUCCCACCGCACAUUCAGUUCUCGGCUAACAGCAUGGAGAAGAGUCCGGGAGGCGACCCUGCCUUGGUCAUGUGUGUCAUUACCUUCAUCCUGCAUGCUGGAUCUCUUCUGAACCUUUACCGUUGCUUCUUGAACUACCCUAAACAAGCGGCUCUGGAGGAGGAGGUAGACAUAUCAGGUGCCAUUGCCCAAUGCGUGAGUGCGGCACAAAUGUGUAUCCACGCAGCGGAAAUUGUACGAGACUUGGUGCCGACUUCACAUUAUCUGGCCCUCUCGAUUCACUACAUGACGCUUUCCGGUAUUGUGCUCCUACGAGUUCCUCCAAGUCACCGCAAUUCAGAGGUUCUAGAUGAUGUGGGAAAAUGCGUCGCAUUUCUGAAGGAUGUGGAAGUUCGAUGGUCUGGCGCCAAGCGAAGCCGGGCUAUCAUCGAGCAACUGUUGCAGCACCAACGAAGGAAAUUGGCACUCGAACGCAAUGCUGCCCAAAGCCAAUCCAGCGUUUCACCAGCUUUAGCAAAGGGAAACAUUAACAAAAGGACAUUGGAUGACUUUGAGGCCACAAACACUCCCCGAGCUGGAGAGAACUUUCUGUGGGGCGGAAUACCUGGCUCCGAGUUAUUUCCAUUUGAUCCUUUGGAUCCACUUCUAUUCACCCAGUUUUAG
This is a messenger RNA of Diaporthe amygdali, 2052 nucleotides long. RefSeq names its product transcriptional regulatory protein STB4. NCBI's taxonomy places the organism in Eukaryota, Fungi, Ascomycota, Sordariomycetes, Diaporthales, Diaporthaceae. The record is from RefSeq and is a predicted model, not a curated record. Gene Ontology annotation, molecular function: zinc ion binding; DNA-binding transcription factor activity, RNA polymerase II-specific; DNA binding. The coding region runs from base 1 to 2052 and encodes 683 amino acids. The transcript is spliced from 7 exons. Gene Ontology annotation, biological process: DNA-templated transcription; regulation of DNA-templated transcription.